Trichomonas vaginalis G3 is the source of this 876-nucleotide messenger RNA. RefSeq lists its product as uncharacterized. The transcript has a single exon. NCBI's taxonomy places the organism in Eukaryota, Parabasalia, Trichomonadida, Trichomonadidae. The record is from RefSeq and is a predicted model, not a curated record. The annotation marks the transcript as partial.
AUGGAUUUGGAAACAGCACGUGCCAAUUAUCCAAACAGACUAGAGAGGUUAGAAGAAGAACGUCUUAUGGACAUGCCUUUCGAUGUUAGUGAACCUCAAGUUGAAGGACACGACGGCUUUGCCAGAUUCUACUGGAAACAUGACGAACAAUUGCAUCCUUUGAGAAGGAAAAAAGGAAAAGGUGAAGACGCACAUGCUCCCAUGGAAAGAACAAGAUAUGCAUAUGAAAAGUAUCGUGAAGUUAGAAGUCAAAUUACAUCUGGUCGAACCUUUACAGUAAACUUUGACGAAGGAAAGAACAAAGAAGGCUUCAUGGGAGUACUUGCUGCAAUUCAAGACGGAAAUAAGAAAGGACACAAUCUCAGAUUGACCAUAACAGAUUUGGAUGGUCACAUUUACUAUGCACAUGGCAAUGAACAAACAGCCGCAAAACUUCUUGACGCUUUCAAGACUACAAAGAGAGAACAAAUGGUUGACUCCGACUCAGACAUUUUGAAUGCAAUUGAAGGAAUUGCAAGUGUCAAGUUCGAAUGGUACCAACCUAACCCUCAAGCAGUCAGACAACAUGCUGGAUACUUCCCGUUCAUAAAUAAGUCUGACAUUGACUUGACAAGGUAUGGAAUUUACAAUUCAAUUGAAACAAUUGUCAAUGAACCUUGUAUUCUUACAUGUCUCAGGAACUCUGGUCUUGUUACAGAUGAGAAGAUGAAGUAUCUUGAGUCAUGCGUGAAGACAAGGUACAUUCUCAGAGGUCAAUUGGCAAAAAUUGCACCGUUGGCAAAUGUCAAUAUCCGAGUCAACAUACCUACAGCUAAAGGUUCUUCACAUGACGACUAUGUUGUUGACAAAGACUUACCAUGGUUGAAGAUUGUAAUU